CCGACCCGUUUCUGCUUCGGGUCUGAUUAGAAACGGCAUGGGCCAUGGCGGCUGUUUCUCUCACCAGCUUCUUCUUUGGUACAUCGCCCCCAUCAUCUUCUCAGUCCGACUCUCUCGUAUUGUAUUUGAAAACAAGGAACUUUGCUUCUUGCUGCUUCUUCUUCUUCUUCUUCUUGGGCUGCCCCGGAGAAUGCAGACGCUCAAGUUCUUUCCACCUAACCACAGUCUCAGUCCACCCAACUUCCCUUCGGAUCGUGGGUCCUGUCGGGCGAGCUCAAAGGCUGGAUUUUUUUCCAGUUUCGGCGGCGUGUCCUUCCGGCGACAUAGCUAUGGAGCUCCGAGUAGGGUUCGGAUUAGAUGUGGAGCAUCGCAGGACCCAGAGGGUGAUGAUGGGUAUUACAUAAGGAGGUGUGUGGAGCUUGCAAGGACAGCCAUUGGGCGCACAAGCCCCAAUCCUAUGGUGGGCUGUGUCAUUGUUAAGGAUGGGAAGGUUGUAGGCGAAGGCUUGCACCCUAAAGCGGGUCAACCUCAUGCCGAGGUAUUUGCUCUGAAAGAUGCGGGUGGUUUAGCCGAGAAUGCGACCGCCUAUGUGAGCCUGGAACCGUGCAACCACUAUGGGCGGACUCCACCAUGUACUGAAGCCCUGCUUAAGGCCAAAGUGAAAAAGGUGGUUAUCGGAAUGGUGGACCCCAACCCGAUUGUGGCUUUGAAAGGGGUUGAUAAGUUGAGAGCUGCGGGAGUUGAGGUGACUGUGGGCGUGGAGGAGGAGCUGUGCAAGAAUCUGAACGAGGCAUAUAUUCACCACAUGUUAGUUGGAAAGCCCUUUGUUACCCUCAGAUACUCCAUUGCUCUAAAUGGCCAAGUUCUAGAUAACCUUGGUGAAGGAGCUGAUGAGUGUGGGGGAUACUACUCGAAGUUAUUGCAGGAAUACGAUGCUGUCAUAAUUUCUUCGACCUUAUUGGCCAAGAAAUUAUCAGUUCCCAAGUCCCAAGAACCUGGGGCUAAUCAGCCUAUGAGGAUUGUAGUAUCAAAGGGAUCCAAUCCCAAGCUUGAUGUUCCUGCACUCGCCUCGGACUUUGGCUCUAAGCUUAUAAUCUUUUCAGACAGGGAGAGAGUUCGAGAGCCAGACCUUGCCACUGAUGGAAUCGAGACUGUUGUUUCCGAUCAAAUAAAUAUGCAUGAGAUCUUGGAUUAUUGUAAACGUCAAGGGAUCUGCAGCGUAUUGGUGGAUUUGAGAGGGGAUAUCAGUGAUCUCGAAGAGCUUCUCGAAGAGGGCAUUGAAAAGAAUUUGGUGCAAAAGGUUUUAGUGGAGGUGCUGCCGUUUUGGGAUGGAAACUAUGUUCAUGGAAGCGCACAAUUGACAAGAAUUGCGAAUGGAUUGAAAAUAAAGAACCUAAAGCCCAGAGUUAUCGACAAGAGCAUUAUUUUGGAGGGGUAUUUUCAGCAGUAAGUGGCCAGAGAACUCUUGAUGGAUCUGGAUGAUGUAUAAUUUGUAAUAAUGGCUCGAUGAAGUAUAGCUUCAUCGUAAUAGGAGCUGUGUCCAUAAUGACCAUUUUAAGAACCACCCGGUAACCCGAGAAAUGGGCUUUGUUACAUUGACUCUCAUCCUCAACCUGGAAACAAGAGUUUGUGAAGCUGAUAAUCAUUAGUGCUAUACUCUA
Molecule: messenger RNA, 1661 nt
Organism: Punica granatum (pomegranate)
Lineage: Eukaryota; Viridiplantae; Streptophyta; Magnoliopsida; Myrtales; Lythraceae
Source: RefSeq, a predicted model, not a curated record